Poeciliopsis prolifica (blackstripe livebearer) is the source of this 1511-nucleotide messenger RNA. RefSeq names its product geminin coiled-coil domain containing (gene gmnc). The transcript is spliced from 4 exons. Gene Ontology annotation, cellular component: nucleus. Bases 83 to 1099 code for a protein of 338 amino acids. Gene Ontology annotation, biological process: negative regulation of cell cycle; negative regulation of DNA replication. The record is from RefSeq and is a predicted model, not a curated record. NCBI's taxonomy places the organism in Eukaryota, Metazoa, Chordata, Actinopteri, Cyprinodontiformes, Poeciliidae.
UCUGUGUGGGAAUUUUUUCUCAGGCUGUUCUUCUUCUUCUCUUCUUCGUCACUUCUUUGGCAGCGAUAUCAUUGGUGUUUCCAUGGAAACACUGGCCUCUAUUUGGGGACUUGAGCAUGACCCUGCUGACCUCUGUGGCCUCGAUGAGAGCAGAAGCAUGUCGUCUUUGUGGGAAUCCAAGUGUGCUUUCACUCCCCCUGCUGGCCUGAUGUCGACACAGCAGCUCUCGCCUCACCUCCAGAGGAACAAACAGCUGCAGGAUGCGCUGCUGCAGAGGGAGGAGGAGCUGGCCAGGCUGCAGGAGGAGAACAAAAAACUCAGAGCAUUUCUCACUUCCUCUUUUGUGACAAACCUGCAGGAAAAAGCAAAGAAACUGACAGCAGACAGGAGGAAGAGAAACCAGAGCAUCUUCGAUCAUGAACCCUCCGAGGUCAGAGGUCGUUCGUUCUCCAAACAGAUCACCAAGAGGGUCUGCAGAAACCUUACUGCCGAGUUCUGCUGUGAGUCCUCUGCCGGGUCAGCCUCUCCAGAACCAAAGCUGGAUCUCUGGGUGCUGCGAAUGUUGGGCCUGAAGGACCAGAACACCAUUGACACGUCCAGCGAAUCAGAGUCCAGCUUGACAGAUCUGGUGUACAGCGACGCCUUCGGUUCCCCGGUGUCCACACCGUCCUUCGUCCACAGCUCCUGCCAAACCGCCGCAGGGCAGAAGAACCACCCGUCCUCUGAAUGCGCCUUUCCUGCCAGGCCAGCACCACCCUGCUCUGGACCUGCAGGAGCCUCGCCUGGCUCUGCGCUGACGGAGAUCUGCUCCACCAGAGGCUUGCAGCCGCUGGAGUCCAGCUGGACUCCAACCGAGCCGCUUUGCUUCACCUCCAGGUCGUCUUCCUGCUCUGUUCUGUAUAAACCUCAGUCGCCCUGUGGUGGCCGCAGCACUACGCCAUCGCAGUCGCUUCACAAACCGACAGAUUUGGCUUUCAGCAUGUCCCUCAGUCCGUCCAGCAGCGUGAAGACACACAGCUUCCCCCAGGGACAGGCCUUCAUCAGGAAGGACAUGGGGGGCCGCUGGAACUUCACCUGGAUUCCCCGACAGGGACUGUAGCCGACCCUAAGGAACCAUAGCUGACCCCAAGGAACCGUAGCCGACCCCAAGGAACCGUAACCUACCCCAAGGAACCGAAACCGACCUGAAGGAACGGAAACCAACCCCAAGGAACCGUAGCCGACCCCAAGGAACCGUAACCGACCCCAAGGAACCGUAGCCGACCCUAAGGAACCGUAGCCGACCCUAAGGAACCGUAGCCGACCCUAAGGAACCGUAACCGACCCCAAGGAACCGUAACCGACCCCAAGGAACCGUAACCGACCCAAAGGUUCUCCCUGAGACGGCUGCUUUCUUUAAAGUUACUCAAUGAAAACCGAACAGCAAUACUUUGGAUUAUUUAGUUUUUACAAGAGUAAAAAAUGGGGAGUCAUUUUUCAAAGUCUGGUUUCCACCGUGGUAAUAAAUUUAU